Messenger RNA from Lasiodiplodia theobromae, 4773 nucleotides. RefSeq names its product Ras GTPAse-activating protein. The record is from RefSeq and is a predicted model, not a curated record. The transcript is spliced from 2 exons. Lineage: Eukaryota; Fungi; Ascomycota; Dothideomycetes; Botryosphaeriales; Botryosphaeriaceae. The coding region runs from base 1 to 4773 and encodes 1590 amino acids. Gene Ontology annotation, biological process: regulation of GTPase activity.
AUGGACACCGCCCGGCCCUCGCGCCGCAAGAAGACGGCGACUUCUGUCCCGGAAGACGCACCCUACGCUCAGGAUGAAUCGCCGUUGCCCAGCGCGUCCUUCUCGCAAUCUUCUUCCACCAUCCGCCCGGUUACCCCCGAGUCGAACCCAGACAUCGCCCAGUCCGUCCCCGACGACCACCUGCAAGCCGACUUCAGCACCGCAACCUCUCCCGCGACUUCUCCCAAGACCCUGGCGCGCGACGGCUCUAGGCACAUGCACCGCGGCCUGGUCAACCGCACGGCGACGGCGUCAAACGAUGGAGAGUAUGCGAUGAGGAGCUCCCGAGAGCCCUCCAACCGCCCGCGCACCCGGACCAUGGAGGAACGGACGUCCAGGGACCGCUCGCCAGCUUCCUUGUUUCAGAAAAACCGUCACCGCAUCGGCUCAGUCCACUCGACCGGUCAGGUCCCCUUCCAGGGCCUCGACGAUACCGUCACCUCCAUCGGACACCCAUCCACCAUCUCGCCGCCUCCCGUUGCCUCUUCGCGGAACAACUCGGGCUCGCGGGCACGCCUGAUCAAGCAGCCGCCGCGGCCCACGUCUCCGCUCCCCCAUUCACACUCGGCCCAACCGGAUUCGUGGGUCUCGCCGGUCCCUGCCUCAGACGCAAAGAAAAUACUCAAACUUAUGCGGUCGACGUGUGGACGGAUGAAGGGCAUGUUGGCUUUCAGAAGAGGGGAUACGAGCCCUUGGGCGUUGUCGUACUGUUACAUCAACGAAGAGACUGGCAGCUUGGUAUACGAGCCCAAGAACGACAACUCCUACCACCGGACUCUGAUUCCGGAUCUGCGAGGUUGCCGUGUCAAGACUGCGUACGACGCGGAAUCCUACACCGCAUACAUCGAUGUUAAUCUGCACAAUUCUAACCUGGAGGUUCACCUCCGCCCUCCGACCCAGGAGGAAUAUGAUUCGUGGUUUGCAGCUCUCAUGUGCUGGCAGCCCAUCCGCCCCAAAGGAAUCCAGAACAAAAUGGCGAAGCCCCAGCAGCCACUUUCAAGCGCAAGCGGCAGGCCGCCGCUCGACAGCCGACGGCAUUCCGAGAUCUCUCUUUUGAAGGAGGCACCCAUAAUAAAAGUUGGAAAGAUGAUAUUCUGGGAUACAAAUGUAUCAUUUAGCAACAACAAUACCGGUACUCCCAAGUCCGGCCAACCCGCCGCGACUGGAUCGGCUCGACCUGCUGCCGGAACCCGCGUGCAGAGCUUCGGUGCUCGCAGGUGGCGCCGUGUGUCUUGCACUCUGCGAGAGAACGGUGAGCUGAAGCUGUACUCUGACACUGACGUCACGCUCGUGUCGGUGGUGCAGCUAUCGCAGCUUUCACGAUGUGCGGUUCAGCGGCUGGAUCCGACCGUCCUGGACAGCGAUUUCUGCAUUGCCAUUUACCCUCAGUACACGUCCACCUCCACAUCCUUGUCUCUUCUCAGACCAAUUUUCCUGUCUUUGGACUCGCGGGUGCAAUAUGAGGUCUGGCUUGUCCUUCUUCGCGCGUUUACGAUACCCCAGUUAUACGGCCCGAAACAACCUUCGAUCAGUCUUCCAGAAGAUUUGCAGUCGCCGGGGUCUCAAUCGUCACAACUGGCCCAAGCGCAAAACGCCUUAGACAUGUUCCGCAUGGAACGAUCUCUCAACGUUCGCAUCAUCGAGGCCCGGCUAAGCCCGCCCUUGAGCCCCAAGUUUGGGGAGGGCCGCGCAAUUCAUCAUGGGCCACGUCCUUCAUCAGGGAACAAAGAACUUCAAGGUGGCUAUUACGUCGAAGUCCUCUUGGAUGGCGAAACUCGCGCAAGGACCAUGAUCAAAGACGCUUCGGAUCCUUUCUGGCGGGAAGAGUUCGAUUUCCAGGAUUUGCCAGCGGCUUUGUCGACGGCCAGUCUGCUGCUCAAAAAGCGGCCGACGACACCGCCAAAUAACGGAUCAAAGGCCCGGGACUAUGCCAAGGACCUGGCAAGAGAUGCCUUCUCUGGCAACGACAGUUCUGGGGGUUACGCGGGCAUCUCUUUUGAUCAGACCUGUGGAAAAGUCGACGUUUAUCUUGAUGAUAUGGAAUCUGGCCAAGAGGUGGAAAAGUGGUGGCCCAUGGUUAACAUGUAUGGCAACUCUGUUGGCGAGCUGCUCGUUCGUGUCAAAGCAGAGGAAGGGGUGAUUCUGAUGGCGCGGGAUUAUCAGCCAAUGUCAGAACUGCUACAUCGCUUUUCCAACGGACUAACCCUCCAGAUCGCAACGAUGAUACCGCAGGAGCUCAAGAGAUUAAGCGAAUGCCUCCUCAACAUCUUCCAAGUCUCUGGCCAAGCCGGCGAGUGGAUAAUGGCCCUUGUUGAAGAGGAAAUCGACGGAACAGCCAAGGAAACCUCCGUCAGUCGGCUUCGUUUCAGUCGUCGCUUGGGUUCAGGCGAUGCCGGUGACAUGACCUACUCCAACGCCGGUGAUCGCGAAUUGGUCGUCCGUGAUUUGGGCAACAAUGCCAAACUCGAGGCAAACCUGUUGUUCCGCGGCAACACUCUAUUAACCAAGGCUCUCGACUUCCACAUGAAGCGUCUCGGCAAGGAGUACCUCGAAGAAACACUUGGAGAAAAGCUGCAGGAGAUCGCAGACCGUGAUCCUGAAUGCGAAGUCGAUCCAAACCGUAUUGGAGACCCCCACGAGGUGCAGCGCAACUGGAAGCGGCUCAUUGGCCUGACCGAGGAGAUGUGGGAAGCCAUUGCUACUAGCGUUCACAGAUGUCCUGCAGAGCUGCGUUUGAUCUUCAGGCAUAUCAGAGCAUGCGCAGAAGACCGCUAUGGAGACUUCCUGAGGACUGUCACGUACAGUUCCGUCAGUGGCUUCAUCUUCUUGCGUUUCUUCUGCCCGGCUGUUCUGAACCCUAAGCUUUUUGGCCUGCUGAAAGAUCAUCCCAAGAUGCGCGCUCGACGCACUUUGACCCUAAUCGCAAAGUCGCUCCAAGGUCUUGCCAACAUGUCGACUUUUGGCGCCAAAGAACAGUGGAUGGAGCCCAUGAACUCAUUCUUGAAUGGCCACCGUCAGGAAUUCAAGAAGUUCAUUGACGAUAUCUGCUCGAUUUCGCCGAACACCUCGUCCGUCUCGCCGAUCCCUCCUUCGUACAGCACGCCGCUCGCAAUCUUGCAGCGUUUGCCACCCACCAGCAGGGAAGGUUUCCCAAGCCUGCCGUACCUCAUUGACCACGCUCGGAACUUUGCCGAAUUGGUCACACUGUGGCUUGACAACACGGGAGAGCUUGCUGAGAAUCUAGCGCAAGAGGAGGGUGACCUGGCAAAGUUCCACAACAUCUGUGUUGCCCUCAACGCCCGAACACGUGACUGUCUGGAACGGGCCGAACGCGCUGAAAGACCCAGCAGCACCCUCAGCGUCAAGUGGGAAGAACUGGUGGAACAGCUGGAGCAUACCUCGAUAUCUCCGGCGUCCGAGUAUCCACCACCGGUACCCACAGAAUCACCGCCACUCGGUUUCGAAUCAGGUAGCCUGAGGCGGAAGCACAGAGACACGGAGACGAGUACCGGAUCGGGCACUUCGGCGCCGUCAUCUGCCAUUGCUUCAGCCCCCAUGUCGCCAACGUCAACAAUCGGGACUUUGCCGAUUCAAGGCGGGCCGAUGUCCCCCAUGUCCCCCACCUUGCCAAUUCAAGGGGCGACUAGUAAUGUGACCUGGCAGCGUGACCCCUGGGAUUUUGCCGGGCGUGAGCGCGACGCGCAGCGCGUCUCAGAUACGCCGACCACGUCAACAACCGCGGGGACGUUGGGCAGUAACCGCAGUCUCUCGCAGAGGGCCACGCACCAUCGAGUCGCGGCGUCUUCCCCUGCCCGUUCAGCAGCAUCUACAAACAAUACCCCGCGUUCCUCGAGCCGAUAUGCGCCCAGCACCGAAGGUGGAAAUGCAAGCCAGGCCGGUAGUGUGAAAGGCAGCAUUGAAGAGACGAGCGACGAGGAGGAUGUCGAUGACGAUGGGGAGAGCAGCAUGGGUGCUGACAUUGCCAGCCACGGAAGGCACACGCCCCCGGGUUCGUCUCAUGGAUUCGAAGAACGCAUGGGUGUUAGCGAGCAGCAGCUUCUUCACCACAGCGUUGGCCAUGGCAGUUACCCGGCCCCUGUGGGAACUCCGCCUCAGUCUGACUGGCCUCGGCCGGCGCCUAUUAACGGACCAGGAGGCAUGGCAGGCGGUAACUUCACUAUGCCGAACAGUGUCUAUCCCGCCAACCCGCAUUCCUCCUACAACAGCGUAUCACGUGUACCUUCUCAGCAAGCUUCAUACUCGACGCUCCCGCACGCGCCCGGAGUUCAAAGCAUGGAGAGCAGCGUGUACAGCGAUCCUGGUCAUUCGACGCCGACGUCAAUUUCCACGUAUCACGUGGGCCCCGUCGUCCCUACGCAGCAUUCGCCCGGUGGUCUUCUUGAUGAGGAUGGCUCAGAAAGUGAGACGACUGCCUUGCCACAGGUGGCCAGGGGAGACCGGAACUACAGCGAUGUGCUGGAGAACCUGAGCAGAAGCGAAAGAGAAAGCAGAGGGCUGCGCAGUCUUGUCUUCAAGAAGAGGACCAAGGACGGCAGAGACCGCGGCGAAAAAGAGCGGGAAAGAGAGGAGAAAAAGCAGCGGAAAGCGGAGAAAGAGGCGGCGAAGGAGAAGGAGAGACUGGAGCGAGAGAGGGGGAGAGAAAGAGGUGGCACGCAGAGAGGUCGGGAGAGGAUGGGGGACUUGAGCGGCGACCUGCGAGCUGACGACGAAUGA